CCUCAGUGAAUUCUGAUUGGCCAGCAGAACAAUGACGCAUUCCACACGCGACUCAAUGUCGAAUGCAUUGUAUCAACGCUGCUAAGUGCGCUGCAGCUUGAGAGGAUAAAACAGCUAAAAAUGGUCCAUUGAACUAAUAGUACACUAUUCACCAAGUAGUUGAAAAGGCUGGACUCUAAUUUGACCAUAGUUCAUCCCAUUUCGAAGUUCCAAUGAGGUAAACGAGGCAGUAACGGUAGGGCCCACCCACAUUUAUUACCCACCCAUGUUAACGUUAGCGAAUUUAGCUUAUUAGAGUGUUUUCGUGCCAACACGUGUGAAGAGGAACACGUACGAGACUGGGUAAAACCUGAGUCUGGAGGAGUGGAAAUUAUUGGGUUAGUUAUUAGUAUGUGUUAUUGGCAAGUGUUGCCCAGAGUUUUAAAACUGCUACGCAAAAUAUUGACAACCUUUUAAGAAUAUAUUCAUAACCGUCACGUUUCUCAGCUCCUGGCUUUGACUUAAAACGAUAUGACAACAGCUGUCACUAAGUAAUGUGUGCACACGUGUCUGCGAAGCUUCCAAGUUUGGAGUUUGAUGAAAGAAGUGGGCAGUUCCUCUAUGCAACGGAGUGUUUACGGUUUUAUUAUGGUACAUUUAUCAGCGGUUUAAUUAUUAUCAUCACGUAUGUGUUAACAUGCAAGCAGCCGAUAAAAGGGAACUGAUUGUGCCCUCCACUAAAGUAGUGGAGUAAUUCUACUAAAUUCCUUUUAACUUCCACUUAAUGUUCGUUAUCCUCGGAAUUCCGAGAAAAACUGACUGCUGACGGCAACCACCUUUAAAAGUGAGAUUAAACCACAGGAGCCCUGUCUUAAAUAACAAAUCCAUUUUGUAUUGCAGCAAUUGUUCCGAUUGUUGAUUACUCUAAUGAAGAAGCCACCAGAAGGGGGAGCAAAAGCAAAGACAAACAAUCAAGUAAGCUUUGAAAAUCUCUGUCAAUCCUACAAAUACAACAGCCUCCAAAAAGUCCACACUGGCUCAGUUGGCAGCAUCUGACUUGGAAGUAUCAAACCAAUUUAAAUCUAUUUUUUAAACCGACAUUUUGUAAAGAUGAACCACGGACAAGACGACAUUGACUCCUGUUCCUGCGUUGCUGCACAUGAGCUGUUGGACGUACAUCUGGCUCCACAGCAGCUGAAAAGAAAACCACCACACUGUCACGUGACUCCUCAUCGUCAACCCUAAGUAGCCCCUCUGAGAUGCACUGCAGAAAAAAGGGAUUCCCAUCUUCAGUCAAGGGAGUUUCUCGUCUCUCCAGGCCAGCCAAGACACGCAUGUGUUGUAAAUUACAGCUUUGGAUGUGGAGAAAGCGGAGGGAGACCCGACGGAUUGGGAUAUUCAGAACAAAGAAAAGAGCUUGUGGGAUAUGCUUUGGCCCCUCAAACACUGUAACAACACGGUCAGAGAAAAGGAAACGCAAAGUCAGAAUGUACCACACAUUAAAUGUAGAAAAUUCACUUAGAGAAUCCGUUCUUGUGUCACCUCUCGUGUCUGAUACUGGAGCUUCAGAGCUGCUCAAAGAGAAGAAUUCCCCGCUGAAGCUUUGUGACUCGGUCAAUUCGCCAGAACCGCUGAACGCUUCCACUUCGUUGCACGCUGUGGUUAUGGACACAAAUGUUUCUGCGUGUGACUUCGGUCCAAUCGUGCCCGCCGCGGCUACACCGCCAAAUCCGACAACUAAAGCGCAUGUGCAGUUCGGUGAAAUGACGGAGUCUUUAAAGCUGCCACACACUGUUCAAACCCUGUUGAGUACAGAAAGCAACGCAGGUGUUUUAACUGCACAUUUGAAAGAACCAGGGACAAUGGUACCAGUUCAGAGGCCUGAUGUUGACGGCCCUUCAAGACAAUUCACAGCUGUCGCUCCAGGUCCGGAGCAUGUGACGGACCAAGUCGCCCAAGAGAGAAUCACUGGUAGAAAGACUUCUCAAACUGAUAUCGGUGUUCUAAGACGGGAAAUCCAUGAAUUUCUUAAGGAAUUCCACAGAAUGUAUGGAUGUUUCAUCCCACUACACAAGGGAGACAUUUUGAGACAUCUGGAGAGGAAGUUCCACACCGAUUUCAGCGACAGGUGGUCUACAAGAAGCACACACUGACACUGGAUGACUUGUCCACACUGGCAGAUCAGAACUGGCUCAACGACCAGGUCAUCAACAUGUACGGAGAAUUAAUUCUGGAAUCUUCCCAUCACCAGGUCCAUUUUCUCAACAGCUUCUUCCACAGGCAGCUCAUGACUAAAGGUUAUGAUGGUGUUAAGAGAUGGACGAAGCAGGUGGAUUUGUUUUCUAAGAGUUUGCUUUUGGUGCCCGUCCACCUGGAAGUUCACUGGUGUCUGGUGACAGCUGACAUCGACAAAAAAAAGAUCUGUCUUUACGACUCUCAAGGAAUCACACUCCAGAAGGUUGCAAGGAACAUCCUGAAAUACUUGAUGACCGAAGCAAAGGAGAAGAAGCAUUCCGAUUUUGAAAGUGGUUGGGAAGUGUCAUAUGAUGAGAUAAUCCCUCAGCAGACCAAUGAAAAUGACUGUGGGGUUUUUAUCUUGGAGUACUGUAGAUGCCUUGCUUUAGCAAAACCACUGCAGUUUUCACAGAGGGACAUACCAAAGAUACGCAAGAGGAUCUACAAAGAGCUCUGUGACUGUAAAAUCCACGAACAACCCUGAAGACUCUUUCAGGUGUGUGUGUGUGUGUGUGUGUGUGUGUGUGUGUGUGUGUGUGUGUGUGUGUGUGUGUGUGUGUG
Pungitius pungitius (ninespine stickleback) is the source of this 2775-nucleotide messenger RNA. RefSeq names its product sentrin-specific protease 5-like. Gene Ontology annotation, biological process: proteolysis; protein desumoylation. The transcript is spliced from 9 exons. NCBI's taxonomy places the organism in Eukaryota, Metazoa, Chordata, Actinopteri, Perciformes, Gasterosteidae. Gene Ontology annotation, cellular component: nucleus. The record is from RefSeq and is a predicted model, not a curated record. Gene Ontology annotation, molecular function: deSUMOylase activity. The coding region runs from base 2033 to 2698 and encodes 221 amino acids.